UGUGUCGGAUCGGGACUGGGAAUUAACAAGUGCAUUGAGUGACGAAGAAUCGAAUAACGCCAUAGAAAACUUGGGUACGCCCAUGCUUCACUGAUUCUGCGGCUGGAAUAUCUUUUUGGAAGCCGAUCCUUAGUGGCUUCAAAAACCGUUCUUUAAAAGCUUGUGUGCAGACGAUGUAUCUGUCUUCAGUUUUGAAUAUAAUGCCCGAUAUAAUGAUUAUCAUGUCUCUUCGUUUUAUGUUUUCUUUGGCAGAUGGUGUUUCGCCGACCGAGCAUGAGGCGCGAAUACUCCAGAAUAUCUUUUUGAUCCGUUGUUGAUGAUGAUGCGUUGAGAAGAUGGGAACUUUGGUGGGGACCGACUUUCUCACCGAGGCAACGGUCCACUCAUCGCCGCAGUCCCCGCUGACAAGGGCCGAGCACACCGUGACGACUGGUUCGAUGUCCUCUACGUGGAGCUCUCAAGGAUCGCCCUGCCUAGGCUGCUCUAAGACCACACUCCUGCCAGAUUCAGACGGUGAUUCACUGGAUGUUUUAUCGACAGAUGUUACUGUAAUUUCAUUUACUGAGGAUGUGAAUUUUUCGUUUCCUUAUGGAACAUCAAACUACACCUCACCUGAGGUGUCCUCAGACUCUGGAGUCAAUGACCUCACCCGUCAACUUCUUGUUGGCAUACUAUCCAUAUUCUUAGCACUGGUAAUUACAUUUGGAAAUACGUUGGUUAUAUUGGCUGUAUAUCGUGAACAUCACUUGAGAACUGUGACGAAUCUUUUCAUCGUGUCUCUUGCAUGCGCAGACUUUUUGAUUGGGACCAUCGUUUUGCCAUUUUCGAUUCACAUGGAGAUAACGCAGGGAUACUGGCCCUAUGGCGUAGUUUGGUGUGACCUCUGGCAUGCAUUUGAUAUCUUGGGAUGCACUGCUUCUAUAUUGAACCUAUGUGUUAUAGCAUGUGAUAGAUAUUGGGCGAUUACUCAUCCGUUCAGCUACCCGACGCGCAUGACGAAAAGGAUGGCUCUUAUUUUAAUCAGCUUGGCUUGGGUGUGUUCCGCGCUCAUCUCAUUCCCGUGUAUCUGGUGGUGGCACGCGGUAGAGCCCCCUCACCCACCACGAGGCUGCAUAUUUCCGUCAAAUACUGUUUACCUUGUAGCAUCAUCUUGCGUAUCGUUUUAUGUCCCUUCUGUCAUCAUGUUGGGCAUGUAUCUCAAAAUCUACCGCACAGCGGUUGGCCAAGUACGGAUGUUACGCUCAGGGACGAAGCGCGUCAAGUCUGUAAAUGGGGACGGUAUGGCAAUGCGCGUCCAUAAGGGAGGAUCCGUCAACGGAGAUGCCAUGGCGAUGCGCGCCCAGAAGAGAGGAUCCGUAAACGGAGAUGAAAUAUCAAUGCGCGUCCAUAAGGGAGGAAUUAGAACAAUUGAUGGCUCGUUACAAAAAAGACGAGCAAGUACAAGCCCAAAUUCCUACUCGCCUCAAACUGUGCCGGGAACUGUCAACAGGCGGAAUAGCCUGCCUGGAAGGAAAUUGAUGUCCAGGUUGUCUCGAGAACAUAAAGCAGCCAGAACUCUUGGCAUCGUCAUGGGUGUUUUCAUCAUAUGUUGGCUACCGUUCUUCAUCGUCAAUGUCACCGCACCUUUAUGUCAGACAUGUUAUUUUCAUCCAAUCUUAAUCGGUAUUGUCACGUGGUUAGGAUAUGUGAACAGUGCGUUGAACCCAAUUAUAUAUGCUUUCGCAAGUCGCCGUUUUAAAAACGCAUUUACGCGCAUCCUUUGUAUAUAUAAAUGGAAGCGCAAACGUGAAAUGCACGAUUGGUCAAGUUCUCGGAGAAAAGGAUCGAUGACACCGAACAGUCCCACAGGGCUCAUUGCUGACACCUCUAUUACUCAGUACAGUGAAGAAAGGAAUUCUGUUGAUACCACAAGCAGUGCUCAUUCAAAUUUUAGAUACUCUUUACCAAAUGGUUACUUCUGAAAAACGCCAUAUUUUGGUGUUGAUAAAUAUUUAUGAUAAUCGAUGAUGUUACUUUUGCACUUUUUGUACAAUCAUACUAAUGAAUAUUGGAAAUAACUUAUUAUGAAAUCGUAUUGAUAUUAUUAUGCAAUGAAGUUUAUAAUAUGAAGAAGGAUAAAAACAAAUCAAGACAGUUAUCCGUUAUUUUCAUGAUGGUACAUUUGUAUUUAACUACAGCAACUUUACUAUAUAGACCUUUUCGAAUUUCAUCUAAUUCAUAAAAUCUACCACUGAAUACUAUUUUUAUCUAUAUCAUUUUAUGUCUCUAGUCAGUUUGAUCGAUUUUUAGUGCAUAAAAAAUAUGCCUUUAUCAAAUGCGUUCUUGCAAAUUAUGUAUUUUAUUUUUCACUCUAAGUCUAAAUUGGAGUUAUAUUUCCAUACUACGCAUUUAUCGUUGUAAUAUACUCAAAUAUCAAAUCAUUUCAUAUCUGUAUUUAAAUCUUUAAAAAUCGACAUAUUGCCGACUUAAAUAUUUAUUUUUCCAUUUUUAUUUGAUCUUUGAGAUAAUCUUAAUGUCAGUUACAAAUUGUUUCUUUGGUACCUUAUUUUGAAAUGAAAUUCAUUGACCAUUAACGUAUGUAUGAAUAUCAUAUAUACAUCGGCAUUUAAAGAGAAAUAUUCACAAUUGGUUUAGUAAAUGCCGUAGAAAUAAAUCGUAGAUUUUAAAAGGAGCGUAGGCCUAGCUCUAAAAAAAAAACGAAAAGAAAAGUCACACUCUUCGUCGGUGUCCAUGAUGUGACACAAAUUAAUUCAAGUAAAUUUCUGAAACAGUCGUGAUAAAUAGUCUGUUCAUGUGCAAACUGAUUGUGAAACUCACCUUUCAAAGAAAUUAAUGUGCUGAAGAUGGAGAAAGGCCAGCACUGUUAAAAAAAAUCGCAUAAAGAAACGUUUCCAUGACUGCAAGAUGACAAUGGCGAAUCUCCGAUUCUAAAACAGGAAAAUCUGAAAAGGGUCUAACCCGCCACAGUCCAAGUUUAGCAGUAAAAUUACCUGAGUAAAAUAGAAAUAGUCUGCUUCGGCAUAUAAGAAAAAUAAUAGUCACAAUUGGUUUAGUAAAUGCCGUUGAAAUAAAAUCGUAGAUUUUACAAGGAGCGUAGCUCUAAA
Lytechinus variegatus (green sea urchin) is the source of this 3104-nucleotide messenger RNA. RefSeq names its product beta-2 adrenergic receptor-like. The transcript has a single exon. NCBI's taxonomy places the organism in Eukaryota, Metazoa, Echinodermata, Echinoidea, Temnopleuroida, Toxopneustidae. Gene Ontology annotation, molecular function: G protein-coupled receptor activity. The record is from RefSeq and is a predicted model, not a curated record. Gene Ontology annotation, cellular component: membrane. Gene Ontology annotation, biological process: adenylate cyclase-activating adrenergic receptor signaling pathway. The coding region runs from base 336 to 1961 and encodes 541 amino acids.